GAUGUCGUCAUCUCUGUGCCGGUGGCGGCGUGGGUUUCUCUGUCAAACUGCAAAGUGGUCGUGUCCUAUCUGCUACUUAAACACAGAAUAACAAAUAGCCGGUAUUUUUGGCUAAAAUGACGGAGAGGAAAGGGACUGCAAAGUUGGACUAUUUGAGAAAGAUUGAAAUAGAAAUCCAGGAGAAAUGGGAAAAGGAGAAAGCGUUUCAGAGUGAAGCGCCAACAACAGUUGGAGAAAGCACCAACAAAAGCAAAUACUUUGUCACCUUCCCCUAUCCUUACAUGAAUGGUCGUUUGCAUCUUGGUCAUACAUUCAGUUUGUCAAAGUGUGAGUUUGGUGUUGGGUACCAGUCUCUGAAGGGAAAGAAAUGUCUCUUUCCGUUUGGGCUGCACUGCACAGGAAUGCCCAUCAAGGCAUGUGCAGACAAGCUGAAGAGAGAGAUGGAGCUGUACGGGAACCCCCCACAGUUCCCGGAUGAGGAGGAAGAGGAGAGGGAAAAGCCACAAGAGUCUGAUGAAAUCAUCAUUAAGGACAAAGCAAAGGGCAAAAAGAGUAAAGCGGUGGCCAAAUCUGGGACGGCCACCUACCAGUGGGACAUCAUGAGAUCUUUGGGCCUGAACGACCAGGAGAUUGCCAAGUUUGCCAACGCUGAACACUGGCUGGAAUACUUCCCCCCGCUGGCUGUGAAGGAUCUCAAGAAGAUGGGAGUCAAGGUGGACUGGAGACGAUCUUUCAUCACCACAGACGUGAACCCUUUCUACGACUCCUUCGUCAGGUGGCAGUUUGUCACUCUGAAAGAGAGAAAGAAGAUCAAGUUUGGCAAAAGAUACACCAUCUACUCUCCCAAGGAUGGACAGCCGUGCAUGGACCACGACCGGCAAACUGGAGAGGGAGUUGGACCUCAGGAGUACACGCUCAUCAAGAUGAAGAUAGUUGAACCUUACACGGCCAAAUUCAAAUCUAAAGUCUUUUAUAGCAGUGGCAUGAAAGGCAAAAACAUCUUCCUGGUAGCGGCCACUCUGAGACCAGAAACCAUGUUUGGUCAGACCAACUGCUGGGUGAGACCCGACAUGAAGUACAUCGCCUUCGAAACGGCCAGCGGGGACGUGUUCGUCUCCACCAGCAGGUCUGCCAGGAACAUGUCCUUCCAGGGUUUCACCAAGGAGAACGGUGUGGUGCCGGUGAUCAUGGAGAUCCUGGGACAGGAUAUUCUUGGCUGCGCUCUGAGCGCUCCUCUGACCUCCUACAAGAUCAUCUACGCUCUGCCCAUGCUCACCAUCAAGGAGGACAAAGGCACCGGCGUGGUGACCAGCGUGCCGUCUGACGCUCCCGAUGACAUUGCUGCUCUCAGGGACAUCAAAAAGAAACAGGCUUUACGGGAAAAGUAUGGGAUUGAGGAAAAGAUGGUGUUGCCUUUUGAGCCGGUCCCAAUCAUAGAGAUCCCGGGCUACGGGAACCUGUCUGCUGUUGUGGUUUGUGAUGAGCUGAAGAUCCAGAGCCAGAAUGACAAAGAGAAGCUGGCCGAAGCCAAGGAGAAGGUUUACCUGAAGGGCUUUUACGAGGGGAUCAUGCUGGUCGACGGCUACAAGGGACAGAAGGUCCAGGACGUGAAGAAGCCCAUCCAGAAGACGAUGGUGGAGAGAGGGGAGGCCAUGAUCUACAUGGAGCCAGAAAAACAGGUCAUGUCCCGCUCAGCCGACGAGUGUGUCGUGGCUCUGUGUGACCAGUGGUAUCUGGACUACGGGGAUGCUGAGUGGAAGCAGCAGGCCAACGAAGCCCUCAAGUCCCUGGAGACAUUUUGUGAGGAGACCAGAAGGAACUUUGAGGCGACGCUGGCCUGGCUUCAGGAGCACGCCUGCUCUCGCACCUACGGUCUCGGAACGCGCCUGCCUUGGGACGAGCACUGGCUGAUUGAGUCACUAUCGGACUCCACCAUCUACAUGGCGUACUACACGGUGGCCCACCUGCUGCAGGGGGGGGUGCUGAACGGGCAGGGAGGCUCCCCGCUGGGCAUCAGGCCCGAGCAGAUGACCAGAGAGGUGUGGGACUUUAUCUUCUUUAAGACGUCUCCUUUCCCCAAGACGGACAUCCCUAAGGAGCACCUGCAGAAGCUGAGGAGGGAGUUUGAGUACUGGUACCCCGUGGACGUCCGCGUGUCGGGCAAAGACCUGGUGCCCAAUCACCUGUCCUACUUCCUGUACAACCACGUGGCCAUGUGGCCCAAAGACAGCGGGAAGUGGCCCCAAGCGGUGCGAGCCAACGGGCAUCUGCUCCUCAACUCUGAGAAGAUGUCCAAAUCCACAGGAAACUUCCUGACUCUCACCCAAGCCAUCGACAAGUUUUCAGCAGACGGGAUGCGUCUGGCCCUAGCCGACGCGGGGGACACGGUGGAGGACGCCAACUUCGUGGAGACGAUGGCCGACGCCGGCAUCCUGCGGCUCUACACGUGGGUGGAGUGGGUGAAGGAGAUGAUCGCCAACCAGAACAACCUGCGGACGGGACCGACCGACACCUUCAACGACCGGGUGUUCGCCAGUGAAAUGAAUGCCGGCAUCAUAAAGACGGAGCAGCACUACGAGAGGAUGAUGUACAAAGAGGCUCUGAAGAGCGGCUUCUUCGAGUUCCAGGCUGCCAAAGAUAAGUAUCGCGAGCUGGCCAUCGAGGGGAUGCACAGAGACCUGGUGUUCCAGUUCAUCGAGAGGCAGACGCUGCUGCUGGCCCCCAUCUGCCCACACCUCUGUGAAUACACGUGGGGGCUGCUGGGGAAGACGAGUUCUCUGCUGAAGGCGUCGUGGCCCGCGGCCGGGCCGCUGGACGAGGUUCUGAUCCGCUCCUCUCAAUACUUGAUGGAGACGGCACACGACCUCCGUCUGAGGCUCAAGGCCUACAUGCUCCCCCCCAAGAACAAGAAGGGGGAGUCAAAGCCCCCGGCCAAGCCGUCCCACUGCAACAUCUACGUGGCUAAGAGCUACCCGCCCUGGCAGCACAGCGCCCUGUCCCUGCUGGGCAAGCACUACAAGAGCAACGGCGGGACUCUUCCAGACAACAAGGUGAUAGCCAGCGAGUUGGGGGCCAUGCCCGAGCUGAAGAAAUACAUGAAGAGAGUCAUGCCUUUCGUUGCCAUGAUCAAAGAGAACCUGGAGAAGAGCGGGCCCCGGGUCUUGGAUCUGGAGCUGGAGUUUGACGAGCGGGCCGUCCUCCUGGAGAACCUGGUCUACCUAACCAACUCCCUGGAGUUGGAGCAGAUCGACGUCUUAUUUGCAUCCGAGGCGGACGACAAAGUGAAAGAAGACUGUUGCCCCGGGAAACCGUUCAGCGUUUUCAGAUCAGAGCCCGGGGUCAGCGUGUCCCUGGUCAACCCGCAACCGUCCAACGGCCUGUUUUCUACGAAGGUUGACAUCCGGCAGGGGGAUAGCAGAGACAACAUCGUCCGCCGGCUGGCCAAAGUCAACAGACUCAUUAAAGACCUGUCCCGGGUGAAGCUGAUGCGGUACGAGGACCCGGUCCUGGGGCCUCGCCGGGUGCCCGUCCUGGGCCAGGAGGAGCUCGGCAAGCUGCCCAUCUCCAGCAAAUCAGUAUUCAGCGUAAACCUGCAGGAGAAGAAGGUCAGUCUGGCUGACAACGGGCUCAGCGCCGACAUCGGGGACACGCUGGUCUAUCUCCUCCAGUAGAGCCGACACGCCGGAGAAACUCAGCUGUGGAGGCUUCACGUCCUCCAUGGCAUGUUAGAGGUCAUAUUAUCUAGUCAAAUUCAUCCCCCUGUACAUGAACCUAGAGGGCAGGAAAAGUUCUCACCUCAAGAAAUCCUGAAGCCAGAAGAAUCCAAACCUCAGCUCCGAACUGCUAUUCAACAGUUUUCAGUCCCUCUGAUACGAUUUAGUGUUUAAGGGAUUGGUACAUGAAAUAUUACAAAAGGUUUUGUCUCUUGAGAGCUAAAGAUGAGGAAAAGAGCAGGAUUUGUCACCCGCUCUUCAACACCUGAACGCAGCUUUCAAGUGUCCAACAGUUUGAUGAGUUUUGCAGUGUAGUCUGCACUUUCCUUCCUCUCUGCAAUGAUGGAUAAUAAAUAAGAAAUUAUAGCGGUUCUGAAUCUAUAAAGCAUCAUUUCAUAUUUGUCGCCGGACACCCACUUGUUUUGUGGAUGUGUUGUGAGAGCGACCUGCAUCCUGCUGACUGGCUGAUGUUUUCAUAUAGAUGGUAAUGUGUCUGCUGAGUUGGUUUUGUACUUCAGGUGAGGCAUAUUGUUCUCUCGUGUCCUGUCGGCCCGCCGGACGGCUUUCCAAUUUCCUGGCUGUCAAUCAUGUUUGACUGGCUUUUCUAAAUAAAUAAAACAUGAAACUUAAA
Molecule: messenger RNA, 4344 nt
Organism: Cololabis saira (Pacific saury)
Lineage: Eukaryota; Metazoa; Chordata; Actinopteri; Beloniformes; Belonidae
Gene: lars1b
Product: leucyl-tRNA synthetase 1b
Exons: 32
Coding region: 117-3671 (1184 amino acids)
Biological process (GO): leucyl-tRNA aminoacylation
Molecular function (GO): ATP binding; leucine-tRNA ligase activity; aminoacyl-tRNA deacylase activity
Source: RefSeq, a predicted model, not a curated record